AGCCAACUGACGCACGACAACGCUUGACAUGGAGGGGAAGUUGUUGAUUGUUCUUUUUGUUCUUUCUUCAAGUUUCGGAGCUUUUGCACUCAAUUGCCACGUGUGUCCCUUUUUCGGGGUUUGCAAAGACGGUGAAGUGGGCGAACUGAAGUCAUGUGCCAGCCUCAACGGUACAGUUGCCAACCAAUGCCUGAAAUUUGAUGGCGCAUAUUCUGCAGUAUUUAGAGGAGCGACUGCAACCUUCCGCGGCAGCAUUCGAAAUUGCAAUCUCCUGCCAAAGGAUUCCGAGCCCCCACCCCUCCGCUGCUUGUCCACUAGUGAGAGUAGUGGUUACUUGACGCGCAACCUACAGUAUGCCACUGACCUGGUGCCCUAUGUCAGUAACGUGACAAUCCAAGUCACGUCCGGCCAUCUGUGCUUCUGCGACGCUGACGGCUGCAAUGGCGUAGACUCCGUCAAGCCGUUCCUCUCGCUCCUCCUCAUCUCGGGCUUGAUGCAUCUGUUCAUGAUGUAAAAUAGUUUUUAGUACGCAUCCAGUAAAAUACUGUGUUGUCGUCGGGUGCCUUACCAUUUUAUAGACGUUAUUAGCCUCCGUAGUUUUUGUAUCCUCUUAUAGUUAUAGUUUAAUGAAGAAAAUGAUCCAUGCAGUCACGGUUAUAAAGACUCGUGUAAGUUUUCACAGCGAUCCGUAGCGCUCUCAUACAAGAUUAUACUCAUGCCUGUAUCGGAAAAUUCUACAGCGAUUAGGUAGCAGUAGUCUG
Messenger RNA from Acanthaster planci (crown-of-thorns starfish), 761 nucleotides. RefSeq lists its product as uncharacterized. Lineage: Eukaryota; Metazoa; Echinodermata; Asteroidea; Valvatida; Acanthasteridae. The record is from RefSeq and is a predicted model, not a curated record.